This is a messenger RNA of Saimiri boliviensis boliviensis (Bolivian squirrel monkey), 2435 nucleotides long. It is a transcript of the gene KREMEN1, whose product is annotated as kringle containing transmembrane protein 1. Gene Ontology annotation, biological process: multicellular organism development; Wnt signaling pathway. The record is from RefSeq and is a predicted model, not a curated record. Gene Ontology annotation, cellular component: plasma membrane. NCBI's taxonomy places the organism in Eukaryota, Metazoa, Chordata, Mammalia, Primates, Cebidae.
GCAGCCGGGGCGGGGCCACGCUGGAGCCCGUGUCCCGCUCCCAUGGCCGCCCCCGGCUCCCCGUGCUGCCCCCUUUCCCCCGGGCCGCGCCCCGGGGCCCCGCACUGACGGCCCAUGGCGCCGCCCGCCGCUCGCCUCACCCUGCUCUCCGCCGCGGCGCUCACGCUGGCGGCCCGGCCCGCGCCCAGCCCCGGCCUCGGCCCCGUACCCGAGUGUUUCACAGCCAAUGGUGCGGAUUAUAGGGGAACACAGAACUGGACAGCACUACAAGGCGGGAAGCCAUGUCUGUUUUGGAACGAAACUUUCCAGCAUCCAUACAAUACUCUGAAAUACCCCAACGGGGAGGGGGGCCUGGGUGAGCACAACUACUGCAGAAACCCAGAUGGAGAUGUGAGCCCCUGGUGCUAUGUGGCGGAGCAUGAGGAUGGUGUCUACUGGAAGUACUGUGAGAUACCUGCUUGCCAGAUGCCCGGAAACCUUGGCUGCUACAAGGAUCAUGGAAACCCACCUCCUCUAACUGGCACCAGUAAAACAUCCAACAAACUCACCAUACAAACUUGCAUCAGUUUUUGUCGGAGUCAGAGGUUCAAGUUUGCUGGGAUGGAGUCAGGCUAUGCUUGCUUCUGUGGAAACAAUCCUGAUUACUGGAAGUACGGGGAGGCAGCCAGUACCGAGUGCAACAGCGUCUGCUUCGGGGAUCACACCCAACCGUGUGGUGGCGAUGGCAGGAUCAUCCUCUUUGAUACUCUCGUCGGCGCCUGUGGUGGGAACUACUCAGCCAUGUCUUCUGUGGUCUAUUCCCCUGACUUCCCCGACACCUAUGCUACAGGGAGGGUCUGCUACUGGACCAUCCGGGUUCCGGGGGCCUCCCGCAUCCACUUCAGCUUCCCCCUAUUUGACAUCAGGGACUCGGCGGACAUGGUGGAGCUUCUGGACGGCUACACCCACCAUGUCCUAGCCCGCUUCCACGGGAGGAGCCGCCCACCUCUGUCCUUCAAUGUCUCUCUGGACUUCGUCAUCUUGUAUUUCUUCUCUGAUCGCAUCAAUCAGGCCCAGGGAUUUGCUGUUUUAUACGAAGCUGUCAAAGAAGAACUGCCACAGGAGAGGCCCACUGUCAACCAGACGGUGGCUGAGGUGAUCACAGAGCAGGCCAACCUCAGCGUCAGCGCUGCCCGGUCCUCCAAAGUCCUCUAUGUCAUCACCACCAGCCCCAGCCACCCACCUCAGACUGUCCCAGGUAGCAAUUCCUGGGCGCCACCCAUAGGGGCUGGAAGCCACAGAGUUGAAGGAUGGACAGUAUAUGGUCUGGCAACUCUCCUCAUCCUCACAGUCACAGCCAUUGUAGCAAAGAUACUUCUGCACGUCACAUUCAAAUCCCAUCGUGUUCCUGCUUCAGGGGACCUUAGGGAUUGUCAUCAACCAGGGACUUCGGGGGAAAUCUGGAGCAUUUUUUACAAGCCUUCCACUUCAAUUUCCAUCUUUAAGAAGAAACUCAAGGGUCAGAGUCAACAAGAUGACCGCAAUCCCCUUUCUUGUCACGGCUUUGACCCAGAGCUGACCUUCGGCUGGGAAGACCCGAAAGAUGAGGAAUUCCAAACCAGUGCAUGGCAGCGCAGAGCCGAGGAGGGCCAGGGCAGGGGAGGGCUCUGCCCCCAAAAGAUCUGGGCUUAGGCCGGCCUGGAACCAUCACUGUCAUCCUCAGCCUCAGCCUCCCCGUCUGGAAAGAGGAAUGGAAUCUAUUCUUCAGGAGACUCUGGACAUGCUUAUGUAAUUUUUAUCCCAGGUGGAAUUUACCUUGCCUCUCAGAGCAUCCAGUUCCUCCUCUCCACCCCUUCUUGCCAUACCUUUUCCUUUUUAGUAAGACUACUAGAAGCUCCAUGUAUGAGCCACCCACCAUGCACCAGGCACUCCGCUUCAGGCACUGUGCACAUCCUCCAGUUCUUCACCAUGGGUAUCACUUUCCCUCUUUUGCAGAUGAGACAGGUGAGGUUUGGAGAAGCCAUGGGGGACAGUAGCUGGGAGCAUAGCCCUGGAGUCAGCCCUCCAGGAUUCAGCUUCCUCCACUGAUUAUGAGGCCAGUGAGGGUAAAACAGGGAGCCUUUGAAGGGUUUCAGCAGAGGAGUGACAUCAGAGUCCCAGUUUAGAAAGUUCUCCUCCUUGCAUCUGGGGAAACAGAUCAGAGUGGGGUAAGACCAAGGGCAAGGAAACCAGUCAAGAGACUCUACAGGCCCAGCCAGGAGAUACUGAGAGCAUGCCUAGGCCCCCACAGCAGUGCUGUGGAGAGAGAAGCUGACUGCACCCCCAGGGCAGGGGCACAUUUGUGGGGCUGGGUAGCUCAGGCUUACAUCCCAACUCCACCACUCACCAUGUGACCUGGGGUGAGUAAUGCAGCCCUGUGUACCUGUUUUCUCACCUGUCAAAUGGGGGCAGUUACA